Molecule: messenger RNA, 655 nt
Organism: Vitis riparia (riverbank grape)
Lineage: Eukaryota; Viridiplantae; Streptophyta; Magnoliopsida; Vitales; Vitaceae
Exons: 2
Coding region: 23-625 (200 amino acids)
Source: RefSeq, a predicted model, not a curated record
UCUGUGAAAUUAUUUUUGUAGAAUGCAAGAUGUUGAACUUAUGCACAUGCGAUAUGCUCUGGAAUCUGUUGUGCUUGCACUUGGAGCUAUGGAAAGGAGUACAAUUGAUGAAACAGAAAGCUACCACCAAAAAGCUAUAUACUAUUUGAAAGACAUGAGGAACCAUAUGGAGGCCAUUAAUAAUAUCCCACGCAAGAUAUUGAUGGUGACCAUUAUUGUCUCACUUUUGCAUAUGGAUGAUAUCUCUCUCAAUUUGACAAAUUGUGCCUCACCUGGGAGCUAUUCUGAAUUGGACAUUAAGUCUGCUUGGGAACGUACUGAUCUUUCUACUUAUGAAGGGGGUAACAAAAUGGUCACAUCUUUCAUAGAGUUGCUACUUGAUGUAUUACAUAAUAAUUUACCAUCUGCUGCGUUGGAACAAGAUCAUGCAUUGGCUGGUGGUGUCACUACUGGUGGAAGACAGGCCUUAGAAUGGAAACUCUCAAGUGCUAGACAUUUCAUUGAUGAUUGGGAAUGGCGCUUGUCAAUUUUGCAAAGUCUUUUACCUUUAUCUGAACGCCAGUGGAGAUGGAAGGAAGCAUUAACUGUGUUGCGUGCAGCUCCAUCUGAGCUACUUAACCUGUGAGUUUGAUGGCUUCUUUUUUUUUUUUCUGUC